CAGAGUCACAGGUCCUAGAAUGGCUGUCUUGGUACGCGCCAUUUUCUUUGCGCUGAUAGUUGCUGUCGUAGGGGGAUUGGGAUAUCCUAGAAUAUGUAUUCCAGAUACAAUUCCCUUGAUUAAGGGAUUCCGAAAUCUGGAUGUAACUAAGCUUACGGGCAUCUGGUAUAGUUUCUUAUGGAGACGGAACCCCCAGGUGCCGGAUGACCGUGUUUUAUCAGAAUACACCGCCUACGUCACCGCCGGCAAAGAUGGAGCAUUAUCCUUUUUUAUCAGAGCGUUGCCGAAAGACGGACAAAAGUGCACAGACAUCAACGAGGCUUCAAGCCUAGUUCCUACAGGGAAUCCAGGGGACUUCUCCUUUGGUCCAUCAGAGAGCAACAACCAUUUCAAGAUCAUCGACACGGACUACACCAACUAUUUGUUGGUACUCAGGUGUUACGGGGAGGAUAAGCAAGGAAGGUGUCAGAGAGACGCCAUUCAGCUUUGGAGCCGCCGCGUGGGCCUGGACCCAAUUUACGUAUACUCAGGAAUGAAGACCAUUGCCCAACGACUGUGUAAAACGUUUGAAGGGUUCCGUUUUAGUGUACACAAGUUAGCUUGUAACCUCCGAGAGCAGGUAACCAAGAAAUGAUCUGCAAUGAGCUUCACCGGCUAUUAUCCACCCUUUCUGUACGCUACAGCGAGGCAUCUUCGAGGAAAACACAAAGCUUCUGCCAAGUCAGUUGGAAAACUAGCGUUAUUUCUUAUUAGACUAUAAAUGCCAUGAUGAAUUAAAUAGGUGUACCAAGAAAAAAUCAGAGAAAGAGGAGUGUACACCUUAUGCUACAAAAACGAUCAAUUUUUCAGUAAACCGACAAAGUUACCUCGUUUUCUUCACUCUUUCUUUGAUUUAAUACUUUGUCCUAUCUGCUACACAGCUGUUUCAUAAACCUAGGUGUACUAAAACUACCGAGAGACUAGUGCUAUAUAUUCGGAAGUCCUUUUCAGCUUUACU
Messenger RNA from Lingula anatina, 997 nucleotides. RefSeq lists its product as uncharacterized. Lineage: Eukaryota; Metazoa; Brachiopoda; Lingulata; Lingulida; Lingulidae. The record is from RefSeq and is a predicted model, not a curated record.